UCAAAACAGAGCUAAGACCAAGAGUUGAGGGCGAAGACUAGCUUUUUAACCAAAGACUUUGCGUUAAAAAAAAAAAAAAUCAAAAUUCUCAGAGAUCCGAUUCUACAACAUGAACCUCUGGUGAAACUGUUGCAACAAAAAAAAUGGCUAAUCUGCUUUGCGAUGUUCGUUUACUUCUCGUAGCUGCUGGCGUUGCUUUCAUUUUCUUCCAGAUGCGGCUUUUUUCUACGCAAUCAGAGUACGCCGAUCGGAUGGCUGCUGCACUUGAAUCAGAGAAUCAUUGUACAAGUCAAAUGCGGUUACUAAUUGAUCAAAUAAGCAUGCAACAGGGCCGGAUUGUGGCCCUCGAAGAAGAAAAGAAACGUCGAGACCAAGAAUGUGGACAGCUGAAAGCUCUUGUUAAAGAUCUGGAAAGGAAAGGUCUAGAAAGACUCAUUGACAAAGUUCAGGUGCCAGUGGCGGCAGUUGUGAUUAUGGCAUGUAAUCGUGCUGAUUAUUUGGAAAGGACUAUUAACUCUAUAUUAAAAUACCAAAGCUCUGUUGCUACGAAGUAUCCACUUUUUGUAUCUCAGGAUGGGUUGGAUCCAAAUGUCAAGAAGAAGGCUUUGGGUUAUGAUCAGCUAACUUAUAUGCAGCACCUGGAUUUUGAACCAGUUCAUACUGAAAGACCCGGGGAAUUGACAGCAUACUAUAAAAUUGCUCGUCAUUACAAAUGGGCAUUGGAUGAAUUAUUCUACAAACAUAAUUUCAGCAGGGUUAUCAUUCUAGAAGAUGAUAUGGAGAUUGCCCCUGAUUUUUUUGAUUAUUUUGAGGCUGCAGCUGCCCUUCUUGACAAGGAUAAGUCUAUUCUGGCUGUUUCCUCAUGGAAUGACAAUGGACAAAAGCAGUUUGUUCAUGAUCCUUAUGUACUUUAUCGCUCGGAUUUCUUUCCUGGUCUUGGAUGGAUGUUGGUUAGAUCUACAUGGGAUGAACUAUCACCAAAGUGGCCUAAAGCUUACUGGGAUGAUUGGUUAAGGUUGAAAGAGAAUCACAAAGGUCGACAGUUUAUCCGUCCUGAAAUUUGCCGAACAUAUAAUUUUGGUGAGCAUGGUUCUAGUAUGGGGCAGUUCUUCCAACAAUAUCUUGAGCCUAUUAAGAUGAAUGAUGUUCUGGUUGAUUGGAAGUCAAUGGAUUUGAGUUACCUUAUGGAGGACAAGUAUCUGAAGUACUUUGCCAAACUUGUGAAAAAAGCUAAGCAUAUCAAUGGAGCUGAUGCUGUUUUCAAGGCAUAUAACAUAGAAGGCGAUGUGCGUAUUCCAUACAAAGACCAGUCAGAUUUUGAGCGCAUUGCACAUCAGUUUGGAAUAUUUCACGAAUGGAAGGAUGGUGUACCAAGGACAGCAUAUAAAGGAGUAGUGGUUUUCCGAUUCCAAACUCCACGGCGUGUAUUUCUUAUUGGUCCUGAUUCUCUGAGGCAGCUCAGAAUUAACGAUCCUUGAUGUAUAAACAAGGUCAGCGUGCAGGGUACCAAGGUUGAGAUGGAGAAUGUUUUUCCAAACAUGACUUGUUUUACGGUAAAAUGAAUCAAUACUUUAUCACUGCUCAAAAUUUUUUCAUCGAUGUAACAGAUACCAUAAUGUUCUGCUCCUCCAGACUGUACUUGCUGAUAUACUACCGUAAAAGACGAAUAUGCCCGAUGAGGCAGUGAUUUUGUAGGUUCUACAGGAAUUCCAUGUGAAUGUAGCUGAAACAAUAUUUAUUUACGAUAAUAUGUAUUGCAUGGAUUCAGCACUAGAAAAAUUUGUAGGGUUGGAAUUCAAUCAGUCGGUUGUUGACUUUUUGUGCUGACAUGUUUUUUGAAAACUCAUUUUGAAACCA
Molecule: messenger RNA, 1857 nt
Organism: Mangifera indica (mango)
Lineage: Eukaryota; Viridiplantae; Streptophyta; Magnoliopsida; Sapindales; Anacardiaceae
Product: alpha-1,3-mannosyl-glycoprotein 2-beta-N-acetylglucosaminyltransferase-like
Exons: 18
Coding region: 144-1478 (444 amino acids)
Cellular component (GO): Golgi apparatus
Molecular function (GO): alpha-1,3-mannosylglycoprotein 2-beta-N-acetylglucosaminyltransferase activity
Source: RefSeq, a predicted model, not a curated record